Dermatophagoides pteronyssinus (European house dust mite) is the source of this 3671-nucleotide messenger RNA. RefSeq lists its product as uncharacterized. Gene Ontology annotation, molecular function: metalloaminopeptidase activity. Lineage: Eukaryota; Metazoa; Arthropoda; Arachnida; Sarcoptiformes; Pyroglyphidae. The record is from RefSeq and is a predicted model, not a curated record.
GCAUUCAUUAUUGUUUUAUUAUCGGAUAUAUUUUUUAAAUUUUUCAAAUUUUUCAAUGCGAUUCAAUAAUCUAAUGGAAUCUAGUUCUGCUUGUUCAUAUGUGGCAACACAACGUGGUGGUGUUGCCCUAUUAUAUGAAGGACAUCGUUAUAAUAAAGUACGUGAUGGUAAAGAUGGUACUGUUUAUUGGCGUUGUUCACGUGAUCGACAAUGUCCUGGUCGUGCUGUUACUGUUAAUAAUCGGAAUCUUGCAUCAAGUAAUUUUGCCAAUAAUAAUAAUAAUAAUAAUUCCAGUCAUUCAUUGCUGCCUUCAAAUAAUAAUAAUAAUAAUAAUCUUCCAUUUAUAAAUCAAUCAUCUGUUAAUGAUAAUUUUAGCCAAGCCAUGAAUCUUUCAUUACCAAAUACGAAUAAUGUUGACAAUAAUAAUACAUUAUAUUCAUCAUUAAAUAAUCAAUUUAAUCUAAUUAAUAAUCAACAAAAUAUUUUAGAAUCUUCAUUUAAAAUGAAAACAAAUUCUCGAACACCACCACCGCCAUCAGCAUCAAAUUUGUUAUCUCAUCAUCAUCAUAAUCAUCAAUUAAUGAAUAAAUCAUCAUAUCAUCAAUACAAUAAAUUAUUAAGAAAUAAUAAAUACUCAUCAUCAUCAAGUCAACAACAACAGCAACAACAACAAAAUGCAUCAAAAAAUAAUAAUCCAUUCGAUGCAUUGAAUCGAUUAGCUUUAUCAAAUUCACCAUUAAAUACACAUUCUUCAUCAUCAUCAUCAUCGAUGAUGAUCAAUAUGAAAUCAAAUGAUUCGCCAACAAGUCGACCAUCAAGUACAUCAUCAUUUUCAAUGCUAAAUACAACACCAACAGUAAAUGAUAUGGCAAGCAAUACGAUAACUUGUCAAACAACAGAUCCUCUUACUAUACAAUUACAAGAUGCGUUUCAAGAAGCACAUGCAGCAGCAUUUGCUGCCGCUGCAUUUCCAUCAUUACUAAAUGAAACAUUUAAAUUUUUAUCAGCUACAGCGGCUACCAAUCCACAAAUGGCUGCCGCAUUAGCACAAACAUUAUAUAAUCAAAAUUUAUUAAAAAAUUUUGAUCUAACAAUGGCAACUGCAACAGCAGCCGCUGUUGUAGCUGCAUCCAAUAAUAAUAAUAAUAAUAAUAACGAAAAUCAAUCUGAUAGAUCGAUUGAUAAAUGUCAACUAAAUCAUUUAUCUAUUGAUCACUCACCUUUUGUUUCUUUAGGAGAUAAUUUUCGUUCUGAUCUCGAUACAAAUUUCUAUCGACGACAACAACAACAAGAUCAACCAUUAAAUAUGGCCGUACGAGAUAAAACAAAUAUUUUAAAAGUUUUACGUGCAUUAAUGCGUAGUGCAGGUAUUCAAUCAUCAGAUAAUAAUGCUAUCAAUUCCGAAGCAUCAUUCCAUGCAUUAGUAGUACCUACCUCUGAUUCACAUGGAUCUGAAUAUAUUGCACCAUGUGAUGCAAGACGUCAAUUUAUUACUGAUUUUACUGGAUCAGCUGGUACAGCAGUUAUAACAUUAAAUGAAGCAGCUUUAUGGACUGAUGGAAGAUAUUUUUUACAAGCUGAACGUGAAUUAAAUAAACAACAUUGGAUAUUAAUGAAACAAUAUCAACCAAAUACACCUACUAUUGGUGAAUGGUUGAAUAAAGUUUUAACACCUGGUUCACGUGUAGGUGUUGAUGCACAUACAAUGUCAUAUGAUUUAUGGAUAAAAUUGGAACAGGAACUAUUACUUUGUGGCAAUCAAUUAAUACAAACACCUUUUAAUUUGAUUGACCAAAUUUGGACAUGGCGUCCUGAAAGACCAUUUGAACCUGUUAUACCAUUGGAAAUGAAAUUUGCCGGCAAAUCAUUCAAUGAUAAAUUGAUUGAAAUUCGUGAAAAAAUGUUAAAAAAAGAUGCUGCAUUAUUAGUGUUAACAGCAUUGGAUGAUAUUGCAUGGUUAUUUAAUUUACGUGGAUCUGAUAUUGAUUAUAAUCCAGUAUUUUUUUCCUAUGCAAUCGUAUCAAUGAAUCGAGCUUAUUUAUUUAUUGAUGAAUCAAAACUAAAUGAAAAUUCAUUAAAACAUUUGGGCAUUAAUGAUGAUGAUGAUAAUAAUCAAAACAAUUUAAAAUCACCAUCAACAUCAACAUCAUCAACACGUUCAUCACCAAGUGUUCGAUCGACAAACAAUAAUAAUGUUCAACAAUCACCACAAUCGAUGAUAAUUGAAAAAGAAAAUGAAUCAACCGAUGAUCCUAUGUCAUCAAUGUUCGUGAUUGAAAUUCAUCCAUAUGAAUCGAUUAAUGAAUUUAUUCGAUCUUUUGUUAGUUUAAAUCCAAGGGAUAAAAUUUGGAUUAGUAAUAAAUCAAACUAUGCACUAGUCAAUUUAAUACCGGAAUCUCGAAGAAUUUUGACUGGCGUUAGUCCUGUUUGUUGUUUGAAAGCAAUUAAGAAUCAAAUUGAAUUGGAUGGUAUGCGUCGUGCACAUAUCAAAGAUGCUGUAGCACUUUGUGAACUUUUUGCUUGGAUCGAAGAUGAAGUCAAAAACAACAACAACAACAACAGCAAUGGUGGUAACAAUAAUAAUACGAAAAAGCAAACAUCGAAUGAUUCGAAAAAUGAUAUUGAAAUUACAGAUCCUUUGUCGCCCAACUCUCAAACAUCAUCGUCGUCGUCAUCUUCGUCAUCUACAUCAUCCUCCUCAUCAUCAACAACAAAAAAAUCUUGUCAGCUUUCCACAACCGCUGUUGUUGAUGAAUUAAAUGUUGAUAUUAAACUAGAAGAAUUAAGAAGGAAACAAAAAGAUUAUGUUGGACCAAGUUUUGAAACUAUUGCCGGAUCUGGACCAAACAGUGCUAUUAUUCAUUAUAAAAGUACAGAAGAAACUAAUCGUCCAAUUACAAUGAAUGAAAUGUUUUUAUUGGAUUGUGGUGCACAAUUUCGUGAUGGUACUACCGAUGUAACACGUACUAUUCAUCUUGGUCAACCAUCGGCUUAUGAAAAAGAAUGUUUUACUCGUGUAUUGAAAGGACAUAUAUCAUUAGCACAAUGUCGUUUUCCACGAUUAACAAAAGGUCAAUUUUUAGAUGCAUAUGCUAGACGUUCAUUAUGGGAUGUUGGACUUGAUUAUAAUCAUGGUACUGGACAUGGUGUUGGAAUGUUUUUAAAUGUACACGAACCGCCUAUUGGUAUUUCAAAUCGAAUCAAUAUGGAUGAUCCUGGUCUUGAUGAACAUAUGAUUUUAUCGAAUGAACCUGGUUUUUAUGAACCAAAUCAAUUUGGUAUUCGUAUUGAAAGUUUAGUUGUUACAAAAAAAGAUAAUCUUAAGUAUAAUUUCAAUGAACGUGGUUAUCUUGGUUUCGAAACAAUCACAUUGGUACCUAUUCAGACAAAACUUUUGGAUAUCAAUUUACUCACUUUGGAUGAGAUCAAAUGGAUAAAUGAUUAUCAUCAACAAUGUCGUGAUAUUGUUGGCAAAGAACUUGAAAAACAAGGUCAAAUUCGAGCACUUGAAUGGCUUCUCAGGGAAACUUCUCCCAUCACCGUCGAUAAAUAGAUAAACAAAUUUUAUUAUUAUAACGAAUUAAGCGAAUAUAUUUUCUAAUUAUCCUUUUUUUUCUAUUUUCUUUUCUUAUAUUCUGUGUGAACAAACAAAAACAAAAACAAAAAUCAUU